Penicillium crustosum is the source of this 4038-nucleotide messenger RNA. RefSeq lists its product as uncharacterized. Gene Ontology annotation, cellular component: membrane. The transcript has 4 exons. Gene Ontology annotation, molecular function: ATP binding; ABC-type transporter activity; ATP hydrolysis activity. The record is from RefSeq and is a predicted model, not a curated record. NCBI's taxonomy places the organism in Eukaryota, Fungi, Ascomycota, Eurotiomycetes, Eurotiales, Aspergillaceae. Bases 1 to 4038 code for a protein of 1345 amino acids. Gene Ontology annotation, biological process: transmembrane transport.
AUGGGAGACCAAGAGAAUGCUCUUAAAGAUGAGGUCCCCACGGAGAAAGUCCCUUCGCUCAUUUAUCGCCCAUCCGGUCGGUCAUUGGGUAUUAUCUAUGAGAAUGUGACAGUUUUUGGUGCAGAAUCUGGAACUGAUGGCAUUUCGAACCUGCCAGCAAUCCUGUUCAAAAUUGCGAAGUGGCCCUUCUCAAAACUUCUCACGAGAAAAGCCGAUGCAUCUACGAAGAUCAUAGAGAAUGUAUCAGGCGUUCUUUUCCCCGGAGAGACUUUGUUGGUGUUGGGUCGACCAGGGUCCGGCUGCUCGACUGCCUUGAAAGUUCUGGCCAACAACCACGAGUCUUUCCAGGACGUGCGCGGUAUGGUAUCCUACGCCGGUCUAGAAUCAAAGGAGAUGCUCGAGAAAUUUCCUUCAGAGGUCAUAUAUGUGAGCGAAGAGGAUAUCCAUUUUCCAACUCUUAAAGUAAAAGACACACUUGGCUUCGGCUUUCGCCUUCGCAAACCUGCCUCCGAGCAGAGGGAUGAUGCCGCUUUUGCCGACGAGAUGACAGAUGCAAGCUUGUCUGCCAUGGGAAUGAUGCAUACAAAAGACACGAUCUUCUUGCGUACCCUCCGAUCUGUGUCCAAGAGUUCCGGAAUGUCCAACGCUGUAUCCAUUUAUCAGGUCUCGGAGAAAAUUUACGAGGAGUGCUUCGACCGGGUCAUGGUACUCCAUGAAGGUCAAAUGAUCUUUUAUGGGUUAACGUCCGACGCGAAGCAGUAUUUUACCGACCUUGGAUUUGAGUGCCGUAACAGACAAACAACCCCCGACUUUUUGACCUCCGUGACCUCACCAGCCGAGCGAUUGAUCCGCGAGGACCAUAAGGCCUCUUUCGUCCCUCUUACUCCAGUCGAGAUGGCACAUGCCUUUCGCAACAGCACUCAUUAUCGGAAACUCCUGGACGAAAUGGAAAGAUACCGCACCACAGUAGUGCAAGAUCAAAAUACCAUUACUCAAUUUGCUCAAAGCGUGGAUGAAUUGAGAUCCAAAUGGACUCUUGGAAAAGCGUCCGCCCCAACGCCAUUGUUCAAGCAGGUCUGGGUGACACUGCGUCGGCACUACCAACUGCUUUGGGGCGAACGUCGAACAUUUUACGCGCUCAUCGCAUUCAACCUGGCCAACGCCCUCAUCAACGGUUCUUCCUACUACAUGGCCCCGAAAGAUGCCACUGGCUCUUACGAAAGAAGCUGUGCGUUGUUUUUUUCUUUGAUUUAUUUCUGCUUGGUGGGCAUGGCAGAAACUACAGUCACUGUAAAAUCGCGCGACGUGCUGCUUAAACAAUCCAAGUACGGGUUUCUUCGACCGGCAGCCCUUGUCAUUGCACAAGCUUUGGCGGAUAUCCCAGUUGCAUUCAUCCAAUGUCUUCUCUUCACAUGCUGCUAUUAUUUCACCAUCGGUCUGGUGAAGACAGCCUCUGCCUUUUGGAUAUUUGUCCUGGUUGUCUUUACUUACUAUUCCGCUAUACAAAGCAUGUUUCGAAUGUUAGGCGCCUGGUCUCCUAAUACAUCGAUUGCCCUGCUUCUAGCUGGUAGUGCGGUUCCCGUCAAUCUUCUCUGGUCUGGCUUUUCCCCGACGAGACCGACACAACUUCGGUGGGGAUCCUGGAUACGACGGAUUGCACCUUCACCCUGGGCGCUCGAGGCGCUAAUUGGGAACGAGUUUUCCGGUAUCGACUUGACUUGUCAUGAAUUUCAGAUGGUGCCAACUGGCAGUGGAUACGAUGACCUGCGAUAUCAAACCUGCAGCAUUGUGGGAAGCGAAAAAGGUCAUCGAUCAGUAACUGGUACGACAUACAUGACCCACCAGUUCGCGUUCUCUCGUGAGAACUUAUGGCGGAAUUUUGGUAUUCUCUUGGUCCUAUGGUUUUUGUACACGUUGUUGGCCGGGUUAGGACUCACCAUCAUGACCCGGGAAACUAGCGGUUCUCAUUCUCGAGUGUUCAAGAAAUCAAAGUCAACUUCUCUAGCCCGACAUGCAACGCUGAGUGAUGAUGUUGAAAGGAACUUUAAUACGUCGUCUCAUUCGUCUAGCAUUUCGACGGUUCAGAUCGAUGAAAAUGAGCCUAUCGGUCAAGUCAGCAGCAAGCCACAUGGUUCAGUCUUUUCAUUCAAAGAUUUAAGCUACUACGUGAACGUCAAUGGCGAGGAAAAGCAGUUGCUUCGAAGUAUCAGUGGCUACGUCAAGCCUGGCCAGCUAACUGCUCUGAUGGGCGCAUCUGGUGCGGGCAAAACAACUCUUCUCGAUACGCUCGCCCAACGGAAUAGCAGUGGACGCGUGGAAGGACAACUGAGAAUCAAUGGGAAGCCUUUAGGUCCCACAUUCCCUCGCUCCUGUGGUUUCGUGAUGCAGCAAGAUGUUCACGAGCCUUUGGCUACCGUUCGCGAAGCGCUUCAGUUUUCCGCUCGUAUGAGACAGCCGGCAAACAUCUCCGAUAGCGAAAAGAUGGCAUAUGUUGAAAAUGUCAUCAACACCCUGGACAUGGAGUCUAUCGCAGAUGCGAUUAUUGGAACUCCCGGUGACGGAAAACUAUCUGUGGAAGAACGGAAAAGAAUAACCAUUGGAGUUGAAUUGGCAGCUCGUCCGUCUGCGUUGCUGUUUCUUGACGAACCCACAUCAGGUCUCGACAGCCAAGCCGCUUUUUCCUUGGUUAUGUUUCUUCGUCGAGUGGCUCAACAAGGUAUUCCCAUCAUUUGCACAAUUCAUCAGCCAUCCGGUGUAUUGUUCAAUAUGUUUGAUCGUAUCCUUCUUCUUGCGCCUGGAGGACGAACCGUUUUUGCUGGCGAGACGGGUGAAAAUUCAGCCAAUGUUGUGGAAUACUUCCAGAAAAAUGGCGCUGUAAUCGCUGCAAACGACAACCCGGCUGAAUUCAUCAUCUCUUUGGUUUCUUCGCAGGGUGCUGACUCGCAUCCCUGGUCAGAAGUAUGGAACCAGUCGGAAGAGCGCAAGACACUUGAUGAGGUUGUAUCUGAACUUCAAAGUGAUGAUAGUCUAGCCAAUUCUUACAUUGCCGAUGAUGUCGACACAAACCAGGGCGAGUACGCAUUACCUCUCUAUGCACAAACCCUCGAGGUCACGAAGCGACAUUGGAUUUCAGUGUGGCGAAAUGGGUUUUACAACUUCAGUCGCAUUUGGAAAGCCCUCUUCAUCGAGAUGUUUAUCGCGUUUGCAUUCUUCAAGACAAAGGACACUCAGCAAGGGCUGCAGAACCAUAUGGUUGCAAUUCUUCUUCUUGCUUGGAUUAUCCCAGCGUCAUGCGCAGAUAUCCAGAACGUGUGGUUCGAAAAAUGGGCCAUUUUCACAGCCCGCGAGAAGAAUGGAAUCUACGAUUGGAAGGCUCUUGUAUCUGCCUGCGUCGCAGUUGAGCUUCCAUGGCAAAUUGGCACCUAUACUCUCAUCUUUUUGGCUACAUAUUGGACGAUCGGGUUCCCCACCACGACAACAGCCACAGGCUACUUCUAUUUCAUCUGGCUCCUUCUCGCAAUCUUUGGCACUACAUAUAGCCAGCUUCUUGCGGCGCUAUUUCCGAAUGCAACAAUGAGUGGUCACGCAAACUCACUGAUUUGGUGCAUUCUAAUGGUGUUCUCGGGAGUUCUGACCCCCAAAGCUUAUAUGAAUGACUUUUACCGUCCUUGGUUGUUUUGGGUAGACCCCAUGCGAUACUUCUUCGGGGGAAGUGUCUCAAGUGCCUUGCAUGGUCUCCGUGUGAAAUGUGGCCCUGAUGAGUUGGUCAAGUUUGAUCCUCCUCCCGGCCAGACAUGCGGGGAAUACGCGGCUCGUUUUAUCAGUCAAAGUGCGGGAUAUCUCGUGAAUGAGACUUCCUCUGUGAACUGCCAGUACUGUCAGUACUCAGUGGGUGAUGACUAUCUAGAAACCCUGAACUUCCACUACUCGGACAAGUGGCGGGACUGGGCAGUCUUUUUGGGAUUCUGCAUCACCAAUAUUGUCCUACUGUACAUUGUCAUGUGGUGGAAUAAGGGAAGACUCCAGCGCCGUGUCUGA